Messenger RNA from Anopheles stephensi (Asian malaria mosquito), 1554 nucleotides. RefSeq names its product telomere length and silencing protein 1 homolog. Gene Ontology annotation, biological process: mRNA splicing, via spliceosome. Lineage: Eukaryota; Metazoa; Arthropoda; Insecta; Diptera; Culicidae. Gene Ontology annotation, cellular component: spliceosomal complex. The transcript is spliced from 4 exons. The coding region runs from base 132 to 1019 and encodes 295 amino acids. The record is from RefSeq and is a predicted model, not a curated record.
GAAGCUUUGUUUUGUUUGGAUUUGGUGCAAAAAGUACGAAGGUUUUGUUUAUAUUGCGCUUCUUUCAGAGAAUUUUCCUGUAUCGCAAUAUUUUCCGCCUAUUUUAAGUAUUGACGACCGAUUAAGUAAAAAUGUCUGAAAGUGAAGACACGCAGGUGAAGGUGGAAUUUAAAAAGAAGGGCAAGAAACAACUCCGCCAAAGGAAACCAUCCAACAGUGAGGACGAUGAGUACGAACAAGACACGGAAACGAAUACUUUGUCAAAAUUGGAAGAAACCAAAGAACGACAGAGACUACGUAACAGACGAAAUGGUGUUAACAUUCUCAGCUUGGCCGCUGGUAAAAAAAUAUCAAUCGAAGAAGAGGUGACAGUGAAGGAUCCGUUCAAUAUCAAAACUGGCGGUAUGGUGAAUAUGCAAGCGCUUAAGGCUGGAAAGCUGAAAGCUGCCGUUGAAGAUCCGUACGACACGGGCAUAGGUACCCAGUUCUCGGCGGAAACCAACAAACGCGACGAGGAUGAGGAAAUGAUGAAGUACAUUGAAGAGGAGCUGGGCAAACGGAAGGGCAUCGCGCAAGAGCAGGACAACCUAGCGGAGGGUGAGUCUUCCGCCAAGUAUCUGAGCCCGGAGGAGGCCGCACUGCUUUCGCUGCCCGCCCAUCUCAGCCAAACGUCGUCCCAGCGUUCGGAAGAGAUGUUAUCGAACCAGAUGCUGAGCGGCAUUCCGGAGAUCGAUCUUGGCAUUGAGGCGAAAAUUAAAAACAUUGAAGCAACGGAAGAAGCCAAGCUCAAGUAUAUGCAGGAGCAGCAAAGGAAGAAAGAUCUACCGUCGCACUUUGUCCCGUCGAAUAUGGCCGUUAAUUUUAUGCAGCACAACCGUUACCGGAUCGAGAAUCCGGCCCCGACGAAGCGCCGUUACCAGGAGGAACAUCGCGAUCAGCGUGGUGAGGAUCGUGUGCCGAAAAAAGCGACCGACGAUUAUCAUUUCGAUAAGUUUAAAAAGCAAUACCGACGUCAUUGAGGGAAGAAAGAGUCGUGGAUGUUGAAUAAACAGACACAGACACACACGCACACCAUGGUUAAAGUUUAUAAUGAACCACCGUUUAUUAAUAGCAUUUAAGUUGAGAUGAUUGAAACACACUUUGAAGAUGAAUUUGCCAAAGAACAUGUAACGUUUUGCACACUUCAAAUCCGUAUGAAGGAAACGGAACUGACUGUUCAGCAAUGGGUAGCCAAUACUCGAGGCAGGUCAGACGCAAAUGAAGUGCUUCUCAUCUUCACUUACAGCCAAUUAGAUUAGAUACCGCAGGUCUUUUUUCCCUAUUCCGAUCCGCAGUUUCGUGUCAUGCCCUGCGUUGAAGUCUUUCGAUAUACGGUACGUGCGUAUUAGAUACUAGGAACGGGAGAAUCGUCAGGGGACCUUUAACUCCUAUUCUCCUUCUGUAGGCUAUAUGUUUCCCCCGUUUCGUUGUGGUAUCCAUUUUCACUGUCAUGUGAUUACUCCACUCCAAAGCUCAACUGUAGAAGAAUUCAAUACACACCAACAUGUGCCACUA